UCACUCUUUCCAACAGCCAAAACCAGAUCAAAAUCAGAGUACGUUGGAGAAGACAAUGGAAUACGAUUAUCUCUUCAAGUUAUUUGUCGUCGGAGGCGGAGGCGUAGGGAAAUUGGGUUUGAUACGUAGUUUAAAGGGAAAUAUUUUCGACGAGGAGAAAACAUUGGCUGAAAUAUUAGGACUGGGUUUUCACCUAUCCAUGGUCAAUAUUGAGGGAAAGGCCAUCAAGCUCCGUAUUUUCUCCAUUGGUGGACUAGAUCGAUUCAGUUGGUUUCAUUCAAGUUAUUCCAAAGGAUUAGUUGGUGUUCUUCUUGUCUAUGAUAUUACUAGGAGAGAGACAUUUAACCACAUACCAACCUUGAUGAAGGUGACUGGGCAUCCAGAUCAUCCCAACAUUACUUACAUGCUUGUGGGAAACAAGUGUGAACUAGAGAAUGAGAGGGCUGUCAGCAAAGAAGAAGCAGAACAAUUUGCACAGCAAAAUGGGCUCCUGUUUGUGGAGACAUCUGCUGCAACAUCUCUAAAUGUUGAGGAGGCUUUCAAGAGGACUGCUGCAAAUGCCUUGAAGAAAAUUCAGGAUGGCCUUCUAAUUCAUGCGCCUUCUAAGGCCCAACAACGGCGCCGACCACCACAGCAAAAUCCAUCUCCGUUUCACAUCUUCGUCUACCCACUUUCGUUCCUCCUCCUUCUGCUUCUUUUUCUUCUCCCUUUCUCUUUCUCUUUCACCUCCGUCUUUCUUUCUUAAUUAAUUUCCAUCUAUCUUCAUAUCUGAUUCGAAGACCUGGACCAUAUCAAACUGCAAAAGCUCGGUCAAGACAACAAUGGGGAUGACCACGUUGAUUGCGUUACAAAUCUGAUGCGUGGGUUAUUAUUAUUAUGUUUUUUAAUUUCUUUAGCUCUUUUUGUUGUUUAUUUUGCCGAAUUUAGAUAUAUGUAAUUAAAAUAUGUUCUCAUCC
Molecule: messenger RNA, 956 nt
Organism: Rubroshorea leprosula
Lineage: Eukaryota; Viridiplantae; Streptophyta; Magnoliopsida; Malvales; Dipterocarpaceae
Source: the annotation of a GenBank genome assembly